AUGAAGGAGGAGAGUUUGUACCAGCGUCGGUUGUCCCUGUGCCCAAAUGUCAGCUCCCCGCCCAAAAUCGACCCCCGCACCCUCACCCGAAACCUUUCUUAUGGAGGAGACAACGACCUGUACAAUCUCAGCUCAGGCAGCGAGACGGACAGGCACGACGGCUCCGCGAUGACGAACGAGCUCAGUCCCGCCCAAUCGCCCGGCAGCAAGUCGGAGUGUAGGAUGUUUAAUGGCCUGGAGAAGGACUGCGCUUCCCCGACGGAAAAGCUUGCCCGGAAGGAGUCGCUUAAGGUACAAAAGCAGAACUACCGACAGGAGAAGAAGCGGGCGGCCAAAGAACUAUUCAGUGCGCUGAAGGACCCGAGCGUUGUCAUCAUGUCCAACUGGCUGAAGAUCCGCGGCUCUUUAAAAAGCUGGACCAAGCUGUGGUGCGCCCUCAAACCCGGCGUGCUCUUGAUCUACAAGAGCCCGAAAAGCGAGCACUGGGUCGGCACCGUCCUCUUGAGUGCCUGCAAGCUGAUCGAGAGACCCUCCAAGAAGGACGGCUUCUGCUUCAAGCUCUACCAUCCGCUGGACAAGUCCAUUUGGGCUGUCAAGGGCCCAAAAGGUGAAAACGUGGGCUCCAUCACGCAGCCUUUACCCAGCAAUUACUUGAUUUUCCGGGCGUCCUCCGAGUCGGACGGCCGGUGCUGGAUGGACGCGCUGGAGCUAGCGCUGAGUUGCUCCAGCCUCUACAAGCUAACGGCUAAGUCCGGAAGAGAAGCAGAUAUCAGCACGACGUCCGAGUCUUCCCACUUUCUUCAUCUUCUACAGUCUAGCACGUUGGCGGACGCAGAGCUUUUGCAGCUGAACGACUCCGGGCUGCUCGGUGAUCACCACAUGGACCAGGACGCCUUUUCCGACAAAUGGGAGCGCGACGCCCACGACGACUGGGACGCGUCCGCCGGAGGACGCUUGACCGAAGAGAGCGACGGCGACCAAUCGGACGAGGCGCUUUCUCCCGGCGCGGGGGCCACGCUUUACGUGGAGCAGGGUGCGGAAGAGAUGGGCGAGGCCGGCGAGGCGUCCCAAGUGGAAACGGUGUCCGAGGAGAACAAAGGACUCAUCUGGGGGAUUUUGAAGCAGCUGCGACCCGGCAUGGACCUCUCCAAAGUGGUGCUUCCCACGUUCAUCCUGGAGCCUCGCUCCUUCCUGGACAAGCUCUCCGACUACUACUAUCACGCCGAUCUGCUCUCGCAAGCCGCGCGGGAGGACGGCGCCUACGGCCGGAUGAAGCAGGUGGUCCGCUGGUACUUGUCGGGAUUUUACAAGAAGCCCAAGGGCCUAAAGAAGCCUUACAACCCAAUCUUGGGGGAAACUUUUCGCUGCUGCUGGCCUCAUCCCCAAAGUCAAGGCUGCACUUUCUACAUAGCUGAACAGGUAUCGCACCAUCCGCCCAUUUCUGCCUUUUAUGUCUGCAAUAGGAAAGACGGUUUUUCCAUCAGCGGAAGCAUCCUGGCAAAGUCCAAAUUCUACGGCAACUCCCUGUCCGCUAUUUUGGACGGCAAAGCCAGGCUACUCUUUCUGAGCAGGGACGAGGAGUACGUCAUCACCAUGCCCUACGCCCAUUGUAAAGGUAUUCUGUACGGCACCAUGACGCUGGAGCUGGGUGGAAAGGUGACCAUCGAGUGUGAGAAAACCAAAUGCUUCACCGAGCUGGAGUUUAAGCUAAAGCCUUUCUUGGGAGGGCCCUGCUCCGUCAAUCAAAUCAGCGGCAAGAUCUCGGUGGGCGACGAGCUCGCCGCCACCGUCGACGGACAUUGGGACAGCGAAGUUUUCAUCCAAGAGAAGCGCUCAGGACAGCAGUCCACCUUAUGGAACCCGAGCCCGGAGGUCCGUGGCGCUCGUCUCAAGAGGCGGGUGGUUCACUUUGACCAGCAGGGGGAGUUUGAGUCUGAAAGGCUGUGGCAGCACGUGACCCGCGCCAUCGUAGAGCGCGACCAAGUGCAGGCCACGCAGGAGAAGUUCGUGCUGGAGGAAGCCCAGCGCAAAGAGUCCAGGGAGAGGGGAGACAAACCCUGGACGCCGCGACUCUUCCACCAGGACCCCGUCAGCGGCGAGUGGACCUACAAACACGCCGAGACUCUUCCGUGGCGAGCGGAAAGUUGUCUGCUUCAGUUGGAGAGGGACGGCGUGAUCCAAACGCUGGAGAAAGGACCGAGGCGGCGCGACGGCCGGCCCGAGGCCAAAGUGAACGGGACGCGCAGGAAAGCUAGCAGUCAGCCGUCCAGCUGCAGCCAGAACACGGAGAGCAGCGGCAGCACCCCGGAGCCGGGGCACGAGUCCUCCGAUAAUGAAGAGUUCUUAAAGCACUGCGCACGCUGCAGCAGCAUGGCCCUUCUUCACACCUCCAUCACGUCCAUACACAAGACGCAGCAAGACAUUCAGAGGAACCUUUGGGCUCUCACCCGACAGCUCAAUCGUCAGCAGGCGGCGGACGACGGCGCGUCUUGGUUGGCGCGCCACUGCGCCGUCAUCUUUUUGGCGCUCCUCUCGCAUCUUCUCCUCCGCUUCUUCUACGCAUGA
Molecule: messenger RNA, 2565 nt
Organism: Nerophis lumbriciformis (worm pipefish)
Lineage: Eukaryota; Metazoa; Chordata; Actinopteri; Syngnathiformes; Syngnathidae
Source: RefSeq, a predicted model, not a curated record